This is a messenger RNA of Haemonchus placei, 459 nucleotides long. Lineage: Eukaryota; Metazoa; Nematoda; Chromadorea; Rhabditida; Trichostrongylidae. The record is from the annotation of a GenBank genome assembly.
AUGACGGCCGGCGCCGUCAUGUUCCUCUCUCUGCUCGUCUGUGCCAUCUUUAGUGAGACAUUUUCCGCUUCUGUAUCCGAAUGGGAGGACUACCAUGAUCAUGAGGCAAUGCUCGACAAAAUGCUCGACAUUGUCCAGAAAUGUCCUCAGAUCUCUACCUUGUACAGUAUUGGUCGAUCAGUGGAGGAUCGGGAACUAGUCGUUAUCCACUUCUCCACAACACCAUCUGAACAUGUUGCAUUAAAACCUGAAAUGAAGUACAUUGGCAAUAUGCAUGGUAACGAACCGAUUGGACGAGAACUACUCAUCCGCCUAGCUGAUUACCUUUGUGAAGCAGCUAUCAAGAAAGAUAAGGAAGUUCUGCAAUUACUCAAUUCAACCUCAAUCCACAUUCUGCCUUCGAUGAAUCCUGAUGGCUUCGAACGUGCAUUGAAUACGGUAGGUAAAGAAUGGCUUUGA